Molecule: messenger RNA, 1965 nt
Organism: Pteronotus mesoamericanus
Lineage: Eukaryota; Metazoa; Chordata; Mammalia; Chiroptera; Mormoopidae
Gene: DYNLRB1
Product: dynein light chain roadblock-type 1
Exons: 4
Coding region: 106-396 (96 amino acids)
Biological process (GO): microtubule-based movement
Cellular component (GO): cytoplasmic dynein complex; centrosome; cytoplasm
Molecular function (GO): dynein intermediate chain binding
Source: RefSeq, a predicted model, not a curated record
UUGGCUACUGAAAGUGUCUGUUUUGACAUAAUAUUUUGAGCAGGCGCGGAAACGCAUCCGGACUGGGCUGUGCUGUGAAGACCCGAGCCACCCGAUCGGUCCGCUAUGGCUGAGGUGGAGGAGACACUGAAGCGACUUCAGAGCCAGAAAGGAGUGCAGGGAAUCAUCGUGGUGAACACGGAAGGGAUCCCCAUUAAGAGCACCAUGGACAAUCCCACCACCACACAGUACGCCAGCCUCAUGCACAACUUCGUCCUGAAGGCCCGGAGCACCGUGCGUGAGAUUGACCCCCAGAAUGACCUCACCUUCCUUCGAAUUCGCUCUAAGAAAAAUGAAAUUAUGGUUGCACCAGAUAAAGACUAUUUCCUGAUUGUGAUUCAGAAUCCAACUGAAUAAGCCACGCUCUUGUCUCCACACAUCAUUCCUUAACUUAACGCCGCUCCCCCCACCCCAAGAAUAAUAGUGUUAAUCAUGUCAACUGACUGGCAGGUAGAAAUCACCGUAGAGCCCGUGCAGACCAGUCGAGUGCCCGAGGUGGGCUGCAGCCCCGCCCCGCCCCGCCAGCCACCCCCUGCUGGCCCGCCGCCCCUGCGCUUCCACGAGGGCCCUCUUUCCUCCAGUCCUGGUUUUGGAGCAAGAGCUUGUGAGAGGCCCACACCCUGCUUCCUUCUGACCUUCGGUUCACUUUCUUGCCCUUGGAAAAGGUGGUUUUUCUUUAACUAAAAAUAACUGAAACGUGCCCUGCUGUGCAUCUUUAUAAAGUCAAGGUUGGAAAGGCCUCUCGCCCGAAUCACCAUGUGGUCUGAAGGCUGGGCCGGCGCCGCCUCCAGCCCCCACCGCAGGUCGUGUUAGUGGCGAGAGGCCUGCUCCUCAAUGCGCCUGUGGCCAUGCUUGCGCUGAGCCUGGUUCUUAGUUGGUAUCCCUGUUUCUCGGUCUCUUAUCCCCAGCCAUCCGUUUUAUCACCCCUCCUGCCAAUGUUGUGAAAGAUAUUUUCUAUUACACUGCCCGGGGAAAGGAAAGAAGUAACGCUGUUGAGUACCCAGAAUGUACCUGCUGUGUUAUGUACCGUGGCUCAUACCAUCCUCAUGGUACCCUACAGACAAGGUGUCAAAGCCAUCUUAAAAAUGACGAAAUUGGGGUCUAGAGAAUGACUUGCGUGAGGUCAUCUAACACCUGGGAGCACAGGUCUUCGACUUCAAAGCUUGUGCUCUUUCUAUAUUGCCUUCCCAGGAAAUCCUGGAUGGUCUCAUUCACCUGAGGGAGCUCAUCCUGGGUGAACAUCCACCUUCCCUUAGAAUCGUGCGUGGGGGUCCCAGGAGGCGCCUGCUACUCUGGGAGGCUAGAGGUCACCCAUCACUUGGUAGCACUCUGGGAUUUUCCUCCAGAAAUCGUGCAUUUAUUUUUUUUAUUAGGUUUUUCUUUCUGUCUUUUGUUUCUUGUUACAGAGGGAAAAGAUACCUUGAAAUCCCUCUUCACUGUCCUCGCCCCAUAAGGAACCUCGUCUACAGUGUGAGUUCUGUCUAGCAAAAUACUUUUCUAAAUUUUCCAAUGAAGUUUCCUGAAACAGCAUCAGAGAAGAAAACAUGUACCCUUAGGAGUCUAGGGGUGUAUUGGGUUGGCCAAAAAAUGUAUGGUUUUUUCCAUAAAAUAAAAGACACAUUUUCAUUUUCACCAAUAACUGGACUGAUUUGGGAUUUGAGUAUGUCGGCUGUCUCCCGCUAUUGGCGUCCAGUGGGCAGAGGCCAGCGGUGCUGCUAAACGUCUUCCAAUGCAUAGGACAGCCCCCCAGCAAAGAAUUAUCUGGCCGAAAUAUCAACAGUACCAAGAGUCGCACGCCACUUUUGACACAUUCAGUCAGUCACAGCACCUUCUCCAUACACUGCACAAAUCUUGUUUUGCGUUUCAGUUGUGUUUUUACCUUUCUUGAAGUAAUAAAACAAUACACCAAAAAUGUUGCAUAUUCUC